Messenger RNA from Anthostomella pinea, 318 nucleotides. Lineage: Eukaryota; Fungi; Ascomycota; Sordariomycetes; Xylariales; Xylariaceae. The record is from the annotation of a GenBank genome assembly.
AUGGCUCCCCGCGAGAACGAACCCUCCGACCCCUCCGACCGUCACCCGACCGAUCAACCCGCGAAAGAGGGUGUCAGAGGCGUCGUUCGCCAUGAUGGCAAGUUCGAGUGCCACGAGGAGCGCCCCGGCGGAACCUGCUACUCGGUCAUGACCAACAAGGCCCACAUCAUCAUAUCUCACCUCUCGUCGGUGCACAAGGCCGUCGGCAAGUACCUGGAGAACGAGGCCAAGAAGACCCUUCCCAGCGGCGACCCCGAGGAAAGCUGGCCGUGCCACUCAAACCCCCGCUGGCCGCCCUGCGCGCUGUCAUGGCUGUAA